AUUAAGUAGUUAUAUUACAACUAAAACAUUGCAAUACACAUGAACAUUUUAUAAGUCUAUAAUGGAGAGAAAACAAAAUUCAGAGAUAAAAGUUGAAAAUUUGGAAAAUUCAUCUGAUCAAAUAGACAAAUUCAAAAGCCUGGAUAAAGGAUGGUCUUGGGUAAUAAUGUUAGCUAGUUUCGGCGCAUGUUGUCUAAUUGGUGCAAAUGUGUAUGGUGUAGGAAUAAUACAUGCUACUCUUCUAAAGAGGUAUGGAUCAAGUGUGUCCCUCACAUCAUGGGCAGGAUCGUUACAGACAGCUUCCGUGUCUCUUGGAGCUCCUUUGUCAAGCUAUUUUGCGGACAGUUUCAGUUGUCGGACAGCGGUUAUGUUAUCAGGAACACUUUUGGUGGCGGGAUAUUUGGGAACAGCAUUUGCACCUAACAUUCAAACAGCAAUUUUCACCUUGGGAAUCGUUGCCGGUUGCGGUGCUGGUGUCGGAUAUACAGCAAGCAUGGUUGUUAUUGAAUUCAAUUUCAAACGGAGACGCCACAUUGCUUUAGGUUUUGCUCUUUCUGGAAUGGGUGCCGGUCUCUUUGCGCUCUCACCCCUGAUGCAACUGGCUCGAAAUUACUAUGGAUCUACAGGGUUUUUUAUUAUACAGGCCACAAUGUCUCUGAACAUUGUAACGUUUUGAGCGAUGUAUUUUCCAAGUCAACUGGAACUACAUACACAAGAAAUGCGCAAAUGUAACAAAGAUAAUGCAAGGUCCGACAAAGCAAAAUCAAAUUCCGACGGAGGCUUUACGCAGUAUUGUAAAGCUUUAGUUAACAAACAAAUAGCUCUCUUGAGUGUUGGUAUGUUUUUGAACUGCGUCGGGACAUUUUUAAUCUAUUUGCAUCUGCCGGUAUAUAUUGUGUCGAAAGGUUUCACAGAUUUUCAGGCUGCAUGGAUGGUAUCAGUGACAGGUAUAUUAUCUGUCGUUGGCCGUAUAAUAACCGGAUUCGUUGCAAAUCUGAGUAUGUUCAAAGAUAUUUGGUUAUACGCAGGUACAUUGGGCGUCGUUUCAAUAAGCACAGUUGUGUAUCCGCACAUAUCAUAUACAUUUGCAGGGCACAUCGUCUUUGCGACAGUCUUUGGUUUGUUUUUCGGCAGCUGCUAUGUACUAAUGACGGUAGUAAAUAUACGUAUUGUCGGUAUCAAGUUUGUGUCUGCAGCAGUAGGAAUUGAGUUUUUCUUUGGUGGAAUUGGUGCUGUAUUAGGACCAGUAAUUGCUGGUGUACUGGUGGACAAUGGUGGUACAUACGAACAAUCGUUUACUUUUGCAGGUGUUUGUAUCUUUCUAGCGGCAGCUUUAAGCAUACUUACAGUGUGUCAUGAUGUUCCUGGAAAAGAAUUUGAAAAUCACAAUGUAGACAAAGAGAGUAAACCUGUGACGCUGAUAUCAGUCACUUCAUUGUCUAUGUAAGACAUGAUUGAUAUCAGUCACUUCAUUGUCUAUGUAAAUCAUGAUAACUCGAGGGCUGAGCGCGAAACUAUUUUAUCUUGUUCUUCAUUUAUAUACAGUUACAAUAGUUUCGCGCUCAGCCCACGAACUGUUAUAGCGUGUACUUGUUGCUACUUUCUGGAUGCUGGAUUUUAAAGGCAAUGAUUUUCUUUGAAAUAUGAGUUUUUGCUUCUGAAUUAUCAAAAGAAUGCAAAAUCAAGAAAAAAAGAUGCCCGAGCCGGGAAUGAAACCGGGCGAAAAUAAAAGUUGAUCAAUAAAUAAAGCGUUACAAACGCCUUUCAAUUUUCAAUGUAAAAAUUAGUAAAAACUAAUCAUCAUGUGUUUCGAUAAUAUAUAGUCUGACAGUAAUUUAGUUUCAAAGCUUUCUUAAGAAAUAUAUGAUCUGGAGGACAGUGCCUUUAACAGUAACGUAUAUAAUAGCUUACUACAGUGGUAAGAACUUUAUAAAUUCUCUUUCGUUCUAAUCUCUUUCGUACUUGUAAUAUGUUUUCCUUCUUGUAAAAUGUAAUUGUAAUAUUAUUUCCGAAAUAAAUGUUUAAACUACCA
This is a messenger RNA of Mercenaria mercenaria, 2032 nucleotides long. RefSeq names its product monocarboxylate transporter 5-like. Gene Ontology annotation, biological process: transmembrane transport; monocarboxylic acid transport. Lineage: Eukaryota; Metazoa; Mollusca; Bivalvia; Venerida; Veneridae. The record is from RefSeq and is a predicted model, not a curated record. Gene Ontology annotation, molecular function: monocarboxylic acid transmembrane transporter activity. The transcript has 5 exons. The coding region runs from base 680 to 1447 and encodes 255 amino acids.